UGGGCAGCCGAAGAUCCCGAGGGCCCUUUGGCGAUCAACUACUACAGCUAUGGAGUCUCAAAGCGGCGGUGACUUUAGCCUCUCCGACGAGAUUCUCGCCGUGAUUCCCACCGACCCUUAUGAUCAACUUGAUCUCGCCAGGAAGAUCACUUCCAUGGCUAUAGCUUCGAGGGUUUCGAAUCUGGAAUCUCAAGUCUCCGGCUUGAGACAGAAGCUUCUUGAGAAAGAUCGGCUUGUUCAUGAACUUGAAGACAGAGUCUCUUCCUUUGAAAGACUUUACCAUGAGGCUGACUCUACUUUGAAGAAUGUUGUCGAUGAAAAUAUGAAACUAACUCAAGAACGAGAUUCACUGGCUAUCACUGCGAAGAAACUCGGUCGUGAUUUUGCAAAGCUGGAAGCAUUCAAGAGACAAUUGAUGCAGUCAUUGAAUGAUGACAAUCCAUCUCAAUCUGAGACUGCUGAUGUCAGAAUGAUUUCUCGAAAUAAAGAUGAGAAUUCAAAUGGCUUAUCCGCACAUGGUUCCUACUCAAACAACCAAGGUUUAAGUGAAGCGAGGCAAAGACAGUCUAUGACUCCGCAAUUCUCUCCCGGUUUUACACCAAGCGAAACACCAAAGAUCUUAUCUACUGGUGCUUCUCCAAGAAGCUACUCUGCUGCUUCAUCGCCAAAGCUAUUCUCUGGUGCUGCAUCCCCAACAACUUCACAUUAUGAUAUACGUAUGUGGUCUUCAUCAAGCCAACAAUCUUCAGUAGCAAACUCUCCUCCUCGCUCGCAUUCUACUUCAGCUCGCCAUCCCCGGAUUGAUGGGAAAGAAUUCUUUAGACAAGCCAGGAGCCGUUUGUCUUACGAACAGUUCAGUGCAUUCCUGGCUAACAUCAAGGAACUAAACGCUCGGAAGCAGAGCCGCGAGGAUACAUUACAGAAAGCAGAGGAAAUAUUUGGAAAGGAAAACAAUGAUCUAUACAUAUCGUUUAAGGGACUUCUCACAAGUGGGCGUUGAAGCAAAAACACCAACUUCUAAGCUUUCUUUUCAUGACCAAUAAUUAGUCAUGACUGAUUUCAAAUUUGUAAAACCUCUUUAACCAUAGAAGAAUGAGGGGAUUUUGCAGUUGCAAGUCCCACUUCUUUUGCCAAGACGACGAAGAGUUUAUAUCUUGUUUUAAAAAUAUGUAUUAUCAUUCCUUGAUUUAGUUAAACAGAUGAGCAAAAAUGUAAUAAUAAUGAGUCGGUUUACAGUAAAAGUCAUCUUCUAAG
Arabidopsis arenosa is the source of this 1254-nucleotide messenger RNA. The record is from the annotation of a GenBank genome assembly. NCBI's taxonomy places the organism in Eukaryota, Viridiplantae, Streptophyta, Magnoliopsida, Brassicales, Brassicaceae.